Molecule: messenger RNA, 973 nt
Organism: Drosophila teissieri
Lineage: Eukaryota; Metazoa; Arthropoda; Insecta; Diptera; Drosophilidae
Product: serine protease SP24D
Exons: 2
Coding region: 24-800 (258 amino acids)
Biological process (GO): proteolysis
Molecular function (GO): serine-type endopeptidase activity
Source: RefSeq, a predicted model, not a curated record
UUUCAGUUGAGAUCCCACAAGCCAUGAGUCCGGUUCAGUCAUAUCCUCACAUUCGACACCACCUACUCCUCCUCCUCCUCGGGGUCAUCGUGACCUUGGGCGUGGUCCAAGCCAGUCGGCUGCCGGCGGAGGUGGGCUCCCAGCCACACAGCAUCUCCCUGCGGCGGAAUGGCGCCCAUGUGUGCGGAGGAGCUCUGAUCCGCGAGAAGUGGAUUCUCACCGCAGCCCAUUGCGUCAGUCUGGGCGGUGGGCAGCAGAGCUACCCAGCUCGUUCCUACAAUGUGCGAGUGGGCAGCAUUCAGCGUCUGGCUGGUGGUCAACUGCUGCCCCUGACCAACGUCAUAAUCCACCAGAACUACUCCAGUUCGCUAGCAGCCGGCUCCAAUGACUUGGCCUUGCUGGAGCUGCACUCGCCGGUGGUUCUGAAUGCGAACACGAAACCCAUCGACUUGGCCACCGAGCGACCAGCUGCGGGCGCGCAGAUCACCUUCUCCGGCUGGGGAUCCAGCCAGGUGGACGGAUCUCUCAGUCACGGCCUCCAGGUGGCCACCAGGCAGAGCCUGAGUGCGUCCGAUUGCCAGAAGGAGCUGUUCCUGGAGCAGGAGGAUCUGCUCUGUUUGUCCCCGGUGGCCGAGGACUUUGCCGGACUCUGUUCCGGUGAUGCCGGCGCUCCGGCGGCUUACAACAACCAAUUGGUGGGCAUUGCCGCCUUCUUUGUGAGUGGAUGUGCUUCCGGACAGCCCGAUGGCUACGUGGAUGUGACCCAGCAUCUGGAGUGGAUCAACGCAAACGCUGUUUAAAUAAAACCGAGCUAUUGAUAGGGAUUAUGUGAGUGCGGACAUGGUAGUGAUAUGAAUACAAAGUAUAUGAAUACAUUAUAUUUCAACAAUUACUUUUCAUACUACGUAUACGGAAUAACAUAAAAAAUUGGAAACAAUUUGAAAAAAAAAAUUAAAAUUUAUUUUUAAACACA